UCCCAAGUCCAGCGGGUUGCCGACAGACCGUCGCAAGCAUGGUGACCCCAGGGUCUGCACUCCGGCUGGUUCUGCCAUUAAUCCUUUUGGCCGACAGAAGUGCAGGUGUUGGUUUUCGCUUUGCUUCGUACAUUGAUAAUUACAUGGUGCUGCAGAAGGAGCCUGCAGGAGCAGUGAUCUGGGGCUUUGGUAUACCUGGAGCCAUAGUGACAGUGACCUUGUAUCAAGGUCAAGAAAUCAAUAUGAAGAAAGUGACCCAUGUGAAAGCACCCUCUAAUACCUGGAUGGUGAUACUGGAUCCUAUGAAGCCUGGUGGACCUUUUGAAAUGAUGGCACAACAGACUUUUGGGACAAGAAAUAUUACCUUGAAAGUCCAUGAUAUCUUAUUUGGAGAUGUCUGGCUUUGCAGUGGGCAGAGUAACAUGCAGAUGACUGUAUUACAGAUAUUUAAUGCUACAAGGGAGCUGUCCAGUGCUGCUGCCUAUCAGUCUAUUCGCAUCCUCUCUGUCUCACUCAUUCAAGCAGAGCAGGAGCUGGAGGACCUUGAUGCGGUUGACUUGCCAUGGUCUAAACCUACCUCUGAAAACUUAGGCCAGGGAAAUUUCACGUACAUGUCAGCAGUGUGCUGGCUCUUUGGGCGUUACCUAUAUGACACUCUGCAAUAUCCCAUUGGACUGAUCUCCUCCAGCUGGGGUGGGACACCCAUUGAAGCCUGGUCAUCUGGAAGGUCCCUGAAAGCCUGUGGAAUUCUUAAUCAAGGGCCCAUUCCACAGGAUUCUGUAACUGGUCCCAGUGAGCACUCUGUUCUCUGGAAUGCCAUGAUCCAUCCGCUACAAAAUAUGACUCUGAAAGGGGUGAUAUGGUACCAGGGGGAGUCCAAUAUGAAUUAUAACAGGGACCUAUACAAUUGCACGUUCCCUGCACUCAUUGAAGACUGGCGCCAAACCUUCCAUCAUGGCUCCCAGGGGCAGACAGAACGUUUCUUCCCAUUUGGAUUUGUCCAGUUAUCUUCAUAUUUAUCUAAUGACAACUCAGACGAUGGAUUUCCUCAGAUCCGCUGGCAUCAAACGGCGGAUUUUGGUUCUGUCCCUAACCUAAAGAUGCCCAACACUUUCAUGGCUGUAGCUAUGGACCUUUGUGACAGGGACUCACCUUUUGGCAGCAUCCACCCUCGAGAUAAAGAGACUGUGGCCUAUAGGUUGCACUUGGGGGCUCGUGCUGUGGCUUACGGUGAGAAGAAUUUGAUCUUUCAAGGACCACUGCCUGAGAAUAUAGAACUCUUGGCUCACAAGGGACUGCUCAACCUCACUUAUUACCAGCAAGUCCAGGUGCAGAGGCAGGAUGACAAAAUAUUUGAGAUCUCAUGUUGCAGUGACCAUCAAUGCAAGUGGCUUCCGGUUCCUAUGAGCACUUUUUCCACCCAGACCCUGACCUUGGAUAUCAAUUCUUGUUAUGGCACUGUGGAUGCUGUUCGCUAUGCCUGGACCUUAUGGCCCUGUGAAUAUAAGCAGUGUCCACUAUAUCACCCCAGCAGUACCCUACCAGCUCCUCCCUUCAUUGCCUUCAUCUUAGACCAGGUCCCUGGACAUUAGAACAAGAUUGCCAAAUGACAAUUAGAUGCAAGAGUGACUUUUAGAAUUUGGCGUUUGGAAGUUUAAAUGAUGACAACUGUUACUUUUAAAUGAGGACAUUGAUAGAAAGCCUUGUUGAACAAUUCUCAGCUAUCAUGUGGCUAUUUUUAUAUUCUUAGAAGUGCCAUGGCUGGUGGGCAACUUCAAAUGCUUGUGUUUGUCUCCUGGUUAGUCUGAGCCUCUGUCUUGGGCUAAUUCUGAACUACAACCAAAUUGAACCUCAGUGUCAUUCACUUUCUUAAUUUUUUUGGGAGUGAAAUGUUUUGAUACUUUUCCUCCCAAACUGUCUAAUCUCAGGGUUGGAAGAAAAUCUUAAAGGCCAUUUAGGCUAGGUUUCGUGUGUUCUUUACAAAAUCUCCGACAAGGGGCUGGGGAUGUGGCUCAAGCGGUAGCGCGUUCACCUGGCAUGCGUGCGGCCCAGG
Urocitellus parryii (Arctic ground squirrel) is the source of this 2053-nucleotide messenger RNA. It is a transcript of the gene Siae, whose product is annotated as sialic acid acetylesterase. Gene Ontology annotation, biological process: carbohydrate metabolic process. Gene Ontology annotation, molecular function: sialate O-acetylesterase activity. The record is from RefSeq and is a predicted model, not a curated record. Lineage: Eukaryota; Metazoa; Chordata; Mammalia; Rodentia; Sciuridae.